Thrips palmi is the source of this 2113-nucleotide messenger RNA. Its product is annotated as SET domain-containing protein SmydA-8-like. The transcript has 12 exons. The coding region runs from base 188 to 1912 and encodes 574 amino acids. NCBI's taxonomy places the organism in Eukaryota, Metazoa, Arthropoda, Insecta, Thysanoptera, Thripidae. The record is from RefSeq and is a predicted model, not a curated record.
GUGGAAAGGGAACUUGCGUGCUGAGCUGACAGCCUCCGAGGGUCGCCACGCGAGUUCCGUGUUUAGCACAUUGUAUACGCAUUUCACGUCGCUCAAAUUGUGUCCUGCCCUGUUGCGUAAUCUUUUUAGAGCUCUUGGCGCGUUAGUGUCAAGGAUCAGGCUUGAACGUCGCCUAAUUUGAUCAUCGAUGUCUUCAAGUCGGCCCGUCUGGCACAAUGCCGCCACGGCCCCGUGCGCGGUGUGCGGCGCGGAGGGCCGGCCCUGCUCGCGCUGCCGCGUGCACUACUACUGCGGCGCGGAGCACCAGCGGCAGCACUGGGCCAAGCACCGCCACGGCUGCGGCAGCGUGGCGCUGGAGGGCGGCGUCCUGGUGGCCGUCAAGGACAUCCCCGCCAACACCUGCAUCCUGCGCGAGCUGCCGUCCGUCGUGUUCCCGUGCCAGCCGCACUUCCUCACCAAGCAGGACGUCGUUUUGUGCGUGGCGUGCUGCGUCGACGUGAGCGGGUCGUACGCCCAGUGCGGCCGCUGCGGGCUGCCCGUCUGCAACGACACCUGCAGUCAGUCCAGCAGUCACCAGGCGGAGUGCCAGGCGUUCCAGGAGGCCGAGUUUGUGGUGCCCAAAGCUGACAUCGAAGAUGAGGACGUCCCCGUGGGAACGGCCGUGUGGAUUCUGCGCGCUGCGUUGGCGUCUCUGGACAACCCGCUGCUUGACUAUCUGCUCCAAGACCUCGGCUUCGGCGACAAACCACCCAGGAGGUUGCCGGCGGUGUGGGAGACCGUCAACCUGAAGGUCAACACGCGUGCGGUGCGCUACCUGUGCGACGCUGUGGGCAUCAAGCGGCUGUCCGAACGGGACCUGCACCGCGCCGCCCACAUGGUCAUCUCGUAUGCCAGCGCGUCCCACGGCCCGCUUGUGAACAAAGAAGGCCAGAAGCCGGCCCACGUCGGCGUCCUUUUCGUCGGGCUGUCCUUGAGGAAGCACAGCUGCUUCCCCAACUCCGCUGACAGAGUGAUGAAACCUAGGACGGACGAGUAUAUGGUCGUGACUACAAGAGAUGUGGCUGCCGGCCAAUGCAUCACUAUAAACCGCCAGGGCGGCACGUGGUUCGACCACACGCGAGAGCGCCGCAAGAACGUGAUGUUGCGCUGGGGGUUCGUCUGCGACUGCGAACGCUGCAGCGACCCCACCGAGCUGGGGAUGUACGUGGACUCGCCCUGCUGCGCGGCCUGUGCAGAGCGUGGCAAGCAAUGCUUCUUGGUGCCGGUCGGGGACGAAAUCCGCAAUGACUGGUCCUGUGAGGGUUGCAAGAAGUCGUUGCCACUGCCCGAGGUGAAAGGUCUAACGAAGCCAGCAGAAGACCGGUUGGAAGAGCUUUUAGAUUCUUCGACGGAGGAGUUGUUGAAGUUCAUCGCUGAGCACUCGUACCCGCGGGGCCCCUUGCACCCCACCCACGCCUUGGUGCUGCGGGCCAGGAAGGCCUUCCUCUCGGACAACCACUUGCGCCGGGCCAUGCGGCACAUGUUUCAGCUGAAGGAAGUGGGGCUCAAACUGUUGAAGAGGUCACAUCGGGAGCAGCUUCAAAUUUCAAUGCAAUUUGUGACCGGCUGCGUAGAGGUGAUCACUGAGCAGCUCCGAGCCCUGAACCGCCUGCUGCCCGGCCUGACCAACCAGCGCUUGUCCUUGCUGUGCGAGCUGCGCUGGCUGACACUCUUCAAGCUGGACUGGCUCAAGACUGCCGCCAGAUGCCUGCGGACUCCGGAGACUGAGCAAAAUAUGGCCCAUUUGACGGAGUCGCUGCUGGAUGUGGAAAAGCAGAUCAGGCGUCACUUCUUCUUCCUGCGCGACGACGAUGAAAUGGUGCAGGCAGUUAUGAAGAGCGGACAGGUGACCGCCGAAUCUAACUAUUUCUAAGGAUUGGUCACGGCAUUGCCAUUUUUUUUUUUUUUUUUAGUUUUGUGACGCUUGUAACAAACUUCAACUUUCAACAAGUUUGAUUAUUAAGUAAUUACCUUAUUUCUUUAACGUUUUCUCAGCCGUGUUGGCACAAUAUUCUACUGUUUUCUACGGUUCAUUUGUAAUUCCGUUGUAAUAAAGGAAGCAAGUUAAUCUCCA